AGUUGAUGAGACAGUCAGCCUGGUACCAGUCCAGAGCUUGUCAGUGACUCCUGCUCUCCUCCGUGGACCUGUGCUAGAGCGGAGGUUGUAAUAAAAAUGUUUGGUGUCUCUCCAGCGCUUAGUAUACACGGAAGUGUUUUGCCUGCUACCGGGUUACCUUCAAUGGGCAGCAGAGCUAGGGCGAGCAGUGGCUGUGUGUUCAAGGGCCAGUUGCAUCCGCACCCAGUGCUUGUACCUUGAACUCAUUUCUUCCUGACUGCUAGAGGCCUGUGUGUUCUUAACUGCUCCGACCUCUCCUCCACAGGUGCAGGCCUGGUGUGGUCUCCAAAGUGACUGAACAAUGCAGAAGGACAGUGGCCCACUGGUUCCUUUACAUUAUUAUGGUUUCGGCUAUGCGGCCCUGGUGGCUACUGGUGGGAUUAUUGGCUAUGCAAAAGCAGGUAGUGUGCCGUCCCUGGCUGCUGGACUCUUCUUUGGGGGCCUGGCAGGCCUGGGUGCCUACCAGCUGUCUCAGGACCCCAGGAACGUGUGGGUUUUCCUAGCUACGUCUGGGACUUUGGCUGGCAUUAUGGGGAUGAGAUUCUACAACUCUGGGAAAUUUAUGCCUGCAGGUUUGAUCGCGGGAGCCAGUUUGCUGAUGGUUGCCAAACUUGGACUUAGUAUGUUGAGUUCACCCCAUCCAUAGUAGCCAUAGCCCUGCGUGGGCUCAUGAUGAGUUGACACUCUCCAGUCCUCCACAUUACCACGCUGAAGAGAUAAGAACAGCAAAGACCUACACUGAGCACAUGGAGGCGAAGACGUGGUUACUAUAGUGACCAUUCAGAGACAGCGAGUGUCUGACCUCAGAGCUCACACUGCCUUCAUGCGGCUUGUUCUUGUGUCAUGAUGUCUCGACUCUCUGUACUACUACAUAAAGGGGUAAAAUGUUGGGUGUCAACACUGGGGGCCCAGAGCUACACGUCCUGCCGGGAAGUUGUGAAAUCUCUUGGUGACAUUUGUGAUGUGGGAUCUUUUGCACAGGUCUGCUAUGAAAUUAUGUUACGGCAACAUUAUCGGUGAAAAUAAAGUUUUCUAUUAAGAACAA
Messenger RNA from Rattus norvegicus (Norway rat), 1084 nucleotides. It is a transcript of the gene Tmem14c, whose product is annotated as transmembrane protein 14C. The transcript has 5 exons. Lineage: Eukaryota; Metazoa; Chordata; Mammalia; Rodentia; Muridae. Gene Ontology annotation, cellular component: membrane; mitochondrial membrane. The record is from RefSeq and is marked validated. Gene Ontology annotation, biological process: transmembrane transport. The coding region runs from base 341 to 685 and encodes 114 amino acids.